Molecule: messenger RNA, 3729 nt
Organism: Nezara viridula (southern green stink bug)
Lineage: Eukaryota; Metazoa; Arthropoda; Insecta; Hemiptera; Pentatomidae
Source: the annotation of a GenBank genome assembly
AUGAAGGAGGCGGCCAGGCUGACGGGAUUGUUCCUCCUCAUGUGUUGUGUGGCGUCUCCUGCGCAGGCGCUCACGCAAUGCCUCAGGCUACCAGAGGUAACACCGAAGAGGUUUGUCAACUUCCAAGGUCAAACGAUAGAACUGACCCUCGGUGCCUCCGACAGAGUUGUUCAUCGCCUAGUCACUCAUGUCUUCCAGAUCUUCCUCAGCGAAGUCCUUGGAUACCCGGGUGUUCAGAUCGUUAGGACCAAAGAAUCAGAUGUUACUGACAUUUUUGAAAAUCUUUCAGAAAAUUUUGAUUCUGUACCACAAAAUCUUCCCAAUAAAUACAUGGUUAAUCUGGAAGUUUGGUUACCACCGGAUCUGAAUACCAUUCAUCUUUUGGAAACAAAAUCUGUCAAAGAAUGUGGAAAUAUUGCGCCUCCUGGAAGAUAUAGCUGGUUUAUACCAAAGAAUUUGUCCAAACCAGAAUAUGAAGAUUGGAGAAUUUUUAAGCAACCAGAAAAAGCUAAGCUGUUUUCUUUGACAGAAAAUGAGAGGAUUGGCUUAAAAAAGUAUACUUUGUCACCAGAUAAUAAAACCAACGAGAAAUACUACUGCUCUGAAAAGUACUGUAAAAAUGGAUUUUAUACUCCAGAUAAGUGUAGAGGAAGAUCCUGUGCAGUUCUUAUUACUACUUUUACAGGUGAUACUGGCUUUGUUGUCAAAGAUAUUGAAAAGUUUAAUUUAUUGGUUGAGGUGGUUUGGGUAGGGCCUCAUUUGAGAACUGUAAUAAGUAAUCUCAAAUCACGCUCUAGAGUAGAUGGAACAUCAUUAGUGUUUCUUACCCACACACCUUCUGUGCUGACUUUAGGCAGUGAACAUGCUUCAGUGAGUUUUCCUCCUUGUGAUGAAUAUUCGAACAAUGUCAGCUGUCAUUAUUCUAGUGUCCGUCUUGUUAAACUUGCUUGGUCUCACUUGGUAACUGCUGCAAGACCAGCAUAUGAGGCCCUUCAAAAAAUGGAGUUAACUACUGAUGAUUACAAAGAUCUUGUUGAAGAUUAUUUAAACACUGCAGAUAUGGCUCAAGUUGCUUGCAAUUGGAUGAAAAGGCAUAAUGAUACUUUUGAUAGUUGGAGGCAAUGGAUGCCAAGUGAUGAUGAACGGAAUGAAUUGUAUAUUGGUGGAAUUUUUCCUUUGACGACUAAUGAGACAAAUAGUUACACUGCUAGAGGAAUUGUUGUUAGUGCACUUAUGGCCAUUGAAGCAAUUAACAGCAAUACUCAAAUCCUAAGAGAUUACAAGCUGAAAUUGUUGCUAGAUGAUGGGCAAUGCCAGUCUGACGUCGUUAUGAAAACAUUCAUUGAUUAUAUACUUAUGAACAGAUAUGACAGAUUAGUUGGAAUUCUCGGUCCAGCUUGUUCAGAUACUGUAGAACCACUUGCUGGAGUAUCAAAACAUUUUAGAACAGUCGUCAUCAGUUACAGUGCCGAAGGAAGUAUUUUUUCAAGGGAUAAGUAUCCAUACUUUUUCCGAACAAUUGGUGAAAACAAAAAUUACAAGUAUGUUUACCUGAAACUGUUAAAACAAUUAGAGUGGCAGAGAGUAGCAUCCCUUACAGAAGAUGGGACAAAAUAUACGGAAUACAUCUCGCACACUCAAGACUUGCUUCAAAGAAAUGGAAUUUCUUUUGUUGCUAAUAGGAAAUUUCCUCAUGAUUGGGAAAACGAUGCCAUGAAACAGUAUUUGGAGGAAUUGAAACUUAAGAAUGCUCGUAUUAUUAUCGCCGAUGUAAAAGAUGAUGCUGCUAGGUCUGUAAUGUGUGAAGCAUAUCAUAGGAAAAUGACUGCUUAUGAAGGUUGGGUUUGGUUUUUACCACAUUGGCUUUCUCCAAAAUGGUAUGAAAUUCCAUCAAAUGGAAAUAAAACCAUUAAAUGUACUACACAAGAAAUGAAAAGGGCCAUAAACGGUUACUUUGCUCUUACUCACCAAUAUUAUGCUGCUGAUAAUGAAAAAAUGCAAGAAAAUUUAACUGUCGGGGAAUGGAGAGCCAAGUAUAGAAAGCGGCAAAAUAAUGGAUCUGAAGAAUCAAAUUACGGUGGAUAUGCUUAUGAUGCUGUUUGGGCUUAUGCAUAUGCACUUGAUAAACUUAUUAAAUACAAUGAAUCUUAUGCAUCAUCUUUACAUAUAGAAAAUACUACUAAAAAAUUUGUUGAAUUAAUACAGAAAACAAAUUUCACGGGGGUGUCUGGCCAUAUUAUGUUUUCUUCAGGACCAUCAAGGAUAUCCAAUGUGAAUGUUCUGCAGUGGAUUGAUGAAGACCUACACAUUAUUGGCAGUUUUUAUCCUAAUACAAAUGACAAAAAUAAUAGUGAAUAUGCUUUAGGAAGCUUAAAACUAAACGUAAGCCAGAUAAUUUGGCUUAAUAAAGAUGGUACUUUGCCUUGGGAUGGAACUGUGGAAGCAGAUAGAUGCCUCCUUGAGGGGUUCGCUAAUUUAAUUCAGUCUACCUGCCAGACGGCAAUAGUUGUUGCUAACAUCAUUGGAAUUUUUUUCCUUCUUCUUAUUGUUGUCAUCAGCUUCUUGAUUGUGAGACAUAAGUAUGAGAAAAAAGUUAAAAUUACUCAAAAGUAUAUGAAAUCAUGGGGUAUUGAUCUAUUAUCAGCCAGUACUAUAAACAGUUUAGACAAGUGGGAAAUCUCACGAGAUAAAAUUGUAAUAAACAGAAAACUUGGAGAAGGUGCAUUUGGUUUUGUUUAUGGUGGGGAAGCACAUUUGAAUGAGAAAGGAUGGGUUGCUGUGGCUGUAAAGACAUUAAAAGUAGGCUCUUCAACUGAAGAAAAACUCGAUUUCCUUGCUGAAGCUGAGGUAAUGAAGAGAUUUGAGCAUAAAAACAUUGUUCAGCUUUUAGGUGUGUGCACCAAAAAUGAACCAGUUUACACUAUAAUGGAAUUUAUGCUUUAUGGUGACCUGAAGACAUUUUUACUAGCUAGGCGACAUUUAGUAAAUGAAAAAUAUCCUGACGAAACAGAUGAAAUAUCUUGUAAGAAGUUAACAAACAUGGCAUUAGAUGUAGCCAGAGCUCUAUCCUAUUUGGCUGAACUAAAAUAUGUUCAUAGGGAUGUGGCAUCCAGAAAUUGUUUGGUAAAUGUGAAUAAAGUGGUUAAACUUGGUGAUUUCGGAAUGACACGUCCAAUGUGUGAAAGUGAUUAUUACAGAUUUAACCGUAAAGGAAUGUUACCAGUAAGGUGGAUGGCACCAGAAUCUUUAGUUCUGGGUGUUUUUACUCCGGCUUCAGAUGUUUGGUCAUACGGUGUACUUCUGUAUGAAAUCAUUACAUUUGGAAGUUUUCCAUUUCAAGGGUUAUCUAACAACCAAGUAUUGGAAUUCGUCAAAGCAGGAAACACUCUGUCGAUACCAGAAGGAAUCAAGCCUCAGUUAGAGUGCCUGAUCAAGUCUUGUUGGCAUAAAGAGUAUAAAAAACGACCUCCAGCUUCUGAAAUAGUUGAAUUCCUUGCCAAUAAUCCUCGUCUUCUAUCUCCAUGCCUCGAUGUUCCCCUGUCCUCGGUACAGAUGGAAGACACAGGUGAAAUUUCUAUUACUGGAAGCAGGGGGCAGAGAUUUUCAAUGGGUCUAAGGCAAAGAUCUUCAUCACAUGAGAUUGCCGAACCUCUUUUACCGUCACCUGGCAGGUAUAGACCAACUAGAGGAAGUUCAUUAGGAGAGGAACCUCAAGAUUCACUUCUUUAG